Messenger RNA from Rhagoletis pomonella (apple maggot), 358 nucleotides. Its product is annotated as cytochrome c oxidase subunit 7A1, mitochondrial-like. Gene Ontology annotation, biological process: mitochondrial electron transport, cytochrome c to oxygen. Bases 123 to 311 code for a protein of 62 amino acids. NCBI's taxonomy places the organism in Eukaryota, Metazoa, Arthropoda, Insecta, Diptera, Tephritidae. The record is from RefSeq and is a predicted model, not a curated record. The transcript has 2 exons.
AGUUAGAAAAUAACGAAAAUAAUUUUCAAAAACGUAUAACGCUCAGUGCUUCAAAGAUAUAUUUUGCGUUUGAUUUUAUUAUUUAUUUUAGGAUUACUUACGCAAUUAUUUACGAAACAAAAAUGGCAUUGCCGGAUGGACUUGCAAAUAGCAUGAAGAAAUUUCAAGCUCAUAACGAUCUUCCAGUUUUCUUAAAGGGAGGACCAGUAGACAAAGUAUUGUUUGGUUUGACGGUUGGGCUUUGCGGCAUAGGACUUGCAGGCAUAGUCCAAAUGAUCUAUGCAUUGGGUUUCAAGAAGAAGUCGGCUUAAAUAAAUUUAGAAAGGACUAGUUAAAUAAACAAUUAAAUUAAUCAAAA